AUGGGGAAUAAGAAUUCAUGCUGCGUGUACCAUAGUCCAAAAAACCAUAGCAAGAAGGCAGGAGAUGCAUACAUCUCCCAGCGCUCAAGGACGCCAGUUGACGAUGAAACUGCCAGUAACCACACACAGCCUUUGAGUACAGGGUCAUUGAUGGCUGUUUCGCAUAUUAGUGAACGGGAACCAGAAGACAGUGACAACGAUCCGUCAAGCCAUCCUGCUGCCAAACCACUGUUUUCCUCAAAAGCUGAAGGGAGAAUGAAGAGAAAUACCCGGUCCAGACGCAGAAGUCAGGUGAUUGUUACAAGUUCUGGGCACAAACACCAUAUAGAUGAGUACGGUCAAAUCCGCAAGUUCAGCUCCUGCUCCACUAUCUACAUUGAUGACUCCACAGUGUCCCAGCCCAACCUCAAAAACACCAUCAAGACAGUGGCACUGGCCAUUUAUCUUCACAUUCGCAACCGUGCUCCCUGUGAUGCCGAGAAGGAGAAGAGACUAGCAGAUCUGGAACCCAAUGUGCUGCUUAUCUUCGACGAAAAACUUCACCCACUUUCGAAAGAUCCGGUCCCGGAUGAUUACCAGAAGCGGGAUCCUGAACAUAAGAUUGUAUAUCGAUUCAUCCGCAACUUGUUUCAUGCAGCGCAGCUCACUGCUGAAUGUGCAAUUGUUGCCUUGGUGUACCUGGAGCGGCUGCUGACAUAUUCAGAGCUGGACAUUAAUCCUGGCAACUGGAAGCGAAUGGUUCUCGGCGCCAUUAUUCUGGCAUCAAAAGUCUGGGACGACCAGGCGGUGUGGAACGUGGACUUCUGCCAGAUCCUGAAAGAUAUCCAAGUGGAUGAUAUGAAUGAGCUGGAGAGACAUGUUCUGGAGUUGCUGCAGUUCAACAUCAAUGUGCCAUCGAGCGUCUACGCAAAGUAUUACUUUGAUCUCCGGGCCCUGGCUGAUUCUCAUGACAUCAUUCAUCGUCGUGACCCGCUGGACAAGGAGAGGGCUCUAAAGCUAGAGGCAAUGUCCAGCAUUUGUGAGGACAAGCUGAAACUGUGGCACAGAAAGAAUCACCAGAGAAUUGCUUCAUUGGACAGCCACAUAUGGUCACAGCACCGCCCCAGAGCUGUUUUGUCCUGA
This is a messenger RNA of Candidula unifasciata, 1122 nucleotides long. NCBI's taxonomy places the organism in Eukaryota, Metazoa, Mollusca, Gastropoda, Stylommatophora, Geomitridae. The record is from the annotation of a GenBank genome assembly.